AUGACAACAGUUUUGGACCCUUCAACCCCGUUCUCUGCAGAGCUAUACAUCAUCAAGAGGCUGAACUUCAGUCUGUGCCGGGCUGGUGGUGGACAUGCAGGUUCUCUAGGACUUCAACCCCAAACUGAACGUGUUGCCCUGGCUCCUUCACGAUGCGAUGUCCCACUAGUGGAUCCUUGCAGUGGUCUGCUGAGUGCUGGAGCCGAGGUGGACCUGGGGAUUAAAGGUCGACCAAAAUUCAUUAAUUUCCAUCAUGUGGCAUCUGCUUUUUUGUCCCAGAGACCUAAUGUCAGUGUAUCAUCCCAAGGUUCAGCCAGUCCUGUUAAAAUUCAACAACAGUCACAGAGGGCAACAACAAAAGCGACAACGCAUGACAGUCUGGCUGAUAAAAAAGCUCUGUGUCAGAAUGCCUUCUCUCCAGACCCGAGACUGUGGACGGAUAACUCAGCAGCAGUUCAGCACUUCAUAUACACUUCUGCAACACAAAGGAGUUAUGAGGAAGUCAACUGGGAUGCAAAGUUACUCCGACGCUUAAAACCGGCAGAAACUACACUGGAGAAAUCAGCGGACCCAGUGAGUCAGUUUUCCUCAUCGGGGCGUUACAACAGCAGCCCUCAGCAGUGGCAGUCAGUAGGUGCUGACUGGAACAAACGACAGCUUCGAUCAAGGAGUGAUGCAAAGAAGCCCAUUUCAUUCUGCAGUGGAUCUCGGAGGUCAGGACAAAUCCCUCUGUACACUGGCACAAUUGGCUCGGAGAAGAUGGAUAACAUUGAUAACAUGGAUGAAGACUUUCACCCACUGACCCUGAAGAGGAGCACCAUCCCUCCGUGCACACUUUCAGCUCAUCGAACCAUCAUUCCUGGUUACACAGGCAAAGCUGUCUAUGCUAACUUUGCUGCUGCUGCUGAUACAACAUUGUUAGGGUGA
Melanotaenia boesemani (Boeseman's rainbowfish) is the source of this 927-nucleotide messenger RNA. RefSeq names its product spermatogenesis-associated protein 48. Bases 1 to 927 code for a protein of 308 amino acids. Lineage: Eukaryota; Metazoa; Chordata; Actinopteri; Atheriniformes; Melanotaeniidae. The record is from RefSeq and is a predicted model, not a curated record. The transcript is spliced from 8 exons.